AUGGGUUCUCCAGAAAACUCCGGCGAGGAAGACCUCGAUCAAAUGUGGAACGAGGCCCAGAUUGAGUUCCAGAAAAUAAGGGGAGGGAUCCGAAAUCAUUCACCUGCGAGAUACCGGCGAGCAAAGGAUGUUGUCAACAAAACUCUCUUAUGCAUUCAGAGUCUCGGUUCACUUGCUACCGAUGCAGCAUCCAACGCUUUUGGCCCUUCAACUCUUUGUUUCAAUGCUGUAUCGUACCUGAUCACUACUGCACAAAAUUAUUCCAAGAUUUUCGAUGGCGUGGCCGACCUCUUCGAGCGCAUUCCAGCAUUCCCUGACGGGUUUGAAGUAUACGCCAAGUCAAAAACCAUAGGUGUUCAGAUUGACCUGCAUCUCCGGAGGAUCAUUCACGAGCUUUUACGAACUCUUGAAGUGUUUAGUUUUGGAACCGACAAAGGGGUCUCCGAAGAGCUGUCGAAGCUUGAAAACUUGGUGCAACAAGAGACAGGAAUGAGCGUUGCACUGAUUCUGGAAUCGGUCAAGGUGAAUGAAUCAAAUGUGGCUUCCGGGUUUGCCGAAACCAAAGGAUCGUUAAAGACAAUCGAUUCGAAAGUUGAUGGAAUCGCCAAUCAGCUGGCGGAAAAGGAAUUGUGGCGCAAUGAUCAAGAGGAAUUCGUCCGAACAAGAGUCUGCGGCUCGGGUGAAUGGCUUCUUACGGACCCUCAGUUCGCUGCCUGGGCAGAUAAAACAGGGUAUGCGGUUCCAAUUCUGGCUUUCGAAGCCAAAGAGGGUUUUGGGAAAAGUUAUUUGUGUUCAGCUGCUAUAAGGCGCCUCCAUCAACUCUACCCUCCUGGGAAUACUGAAGAUCAUAUGGCGGUUGCGUAUUAUUUCUUCCAGAAGGAUAACAAGGAUGAGAGGUCUGUCAACAAAGCACUUCGAGCUGUGAUCUGGCAAUUGACACAGCGCGAUGCAAGGCAACUGAUUGUUCAAUUCUCCACCAAAACCGAGGUAACUAUCUUUAUCAUCCUUGACGGUAUUGACGAGGCAAAAGCGGAGACUAGUGACCCUCUUAUCCAAAUCCUUCGUGAAGUUUCUUUGUUUGCUACUAAAAAACGACCGUUGUCUCUAAGGCUACUCAUAACUGGGAGACCGAUGUCAUUUUUAGAAAUCAACAAGACACCAAACAUCGCCAUGUCUACAAUUCAACUUGGAACACGAAAUAAGGAAGAUAUUCUCAAGUUCGUGGAGCUGCGACUAGAUACCAUGGAAAUCUUUAAGAAAUCGGACCAACCGGACAUUCAAGAACUCAAGGAGCGUAUUCGCACUGAGCUUACCCAUGGCGCUCAGGGAGAUUUCUUUAAACUUAACUACAUGCUCACGGAAAUUAGCAAGAAAAGAAGGAGGAAGGAGAUUGAGGAAGCUUUAGAGCAUGCUGAUGAGGACCGUCAAGCCACAAUUGCCCGUGAAAUAGAGCGGCUUAGGCAGACUCUUGGAGAUGAAGACAUUGAGGAUCUAAACGAACUUUUAACUUGGGUCAUUGUUCGGGAAAAAUAUUCCGCCCUCCUAGAGGUAUCAGAAUAUCAAACCCUCACAGUUACGUCCCAAUCUAUCAUUGAGUACUUCCGCGCAAAGGCUCAACAGGCAGCCGAGGAUAAGGCUACGCACACUGCACUCCAUGAGUCAGAGAUUGCCAUUGUUAAAAGAUUCUUACGCAACGUCUGUGACGACGAGCUCUUUAACAAGUUCGGGUUUGAAGAAUUUUUUCAGGAGAAACUGAGCCAUAGAAAUACCUCAAUCCAUGCUGACUUGGACAAUAUGGAUUUACACAUUCUUCUCUCACUCCUCAAGGCUAUUUACGGUGAACUAAGAAGCGAAGUGUUCACACUGAUAGAGUACACCUGUUACUGGCUUCCGGACCAUUUCAGGGAGGUUGACUUGGCACUUACACCACCAGGCCCUCAGAGCACCAUUGGCUCUCAACUUAUUAAAUUAUUCACGGAGGAAGAAUAUGUUGACCGGUGGUGGACGCAAGACCGCAUGUGGAUGCGGACUGGGUGGGUUUACAACGAUGAGUAUUGCUCUAUUGUUCUGGGGUGGUUUAAGGAUUCCGCCGUCGUCAAAGGUCUCACUGUGGAACAAAGGGAGUGGGUAAAUGGGCUUAAUUCAUCCUCGCGUCCCGAUGAUGAUCUUCUUAAGCCCAUUGCUAAAAUUAUGGCCAAAAGGUGGCUACAAGUUUGCGGCCUGUGGUUUGUGGAGGAUAUAUAUUGGUGGUUACUCGGGUAUGUGACAAAGGUCAAGGAGCGAACGGGAGAAGGCGAGCGAGUUACUAGCGAUGUUUCGCCGACUUUGGAGCAAAUCCUCGAGGUGGAGAAGUGGGCAAUGAAGGAGCUUGGUGUAACAGAGCAAGAUUCAUUAUGGACUGUUCAAAUGGCAAUUACAUUUCGUCAUUACGGCUUUUACGAGCAAGCCAUAGAGAGAAGCACGAUAUCCAAGAACCUUGAUUCGUCAUCUAACUGGCGUGCACCGUUUUGUCUGGCCCAAACGCACGCUUUGCAGGGGAGAUACAAAAUGGCCCUUGAGACUUUGGAGGAAGUCAUUGCAAUGUUUAGAAAAAAUGGAGACAUAAUGGAAGAGUGGUGCGCUGCCUUCUACAGCGAUAUACUCUACUAUCUCAGAGAGUGGAACGUUGAACUUCAAGAGUAUGAGGCAGCCAACGCUCAUAAUCCAGAUAGCUAUGAACCCAUUCUCAGAAUCAUUCUAAUCCUUGAAGCACAGGAGAAGUACGGUGAAAUUAUUGAAUGUCUGCAGAGUUUGGAUGGCGAAAUGGAUGAAAACGGAUUGACGCGACUCGUUGCAAUGAUGCACCAAUAUGCAGACUCAAAACUGUACCAUGAAACUAUCACCAAAGCCGGACGGGCUGCCGGCCAACUUGAGGCGGUUAAGGAGACUUACCAGGUUGCAAUUGAGGCGGCCAAGUCUAGUGAGACAAGGCUCACAACACUUACAGCACUCCGCUACUGGUACCCACUGUUUCUUUAUUAUGACUAUCCUAGUCAUAAUGCACAUGAGGAAGCCGUCACGGUCUGGGAGCAAAACAUUGCAUCUAUCCCUCGCAUUUCGAACGAGUUGAUAUCCAACGUGCGUUGGUCAACGGUCGCAAAACUCGCUACCUCCUACCUUCAAGAAGCAAGAGAGGCGGGUCUUGACACCCCUAUUGCAGAUACAUAUCGCAGCAAGUUGAUCUAUCUCUCCACAAGCAGCAGCGCUGGAGCUGGUGACGAAUACUUUUCCCACAUCGAUGCGCAGCUCAUUCUAGCGAGGUUUCAUUCUAUCAUGGGAUAUGAACAAAAGGCAAUAGAAGCUAUUCGAAGCCAUAUAAAGCUAGCUCUUGAUAUUUUGGAUGAUAAUGAUGAGAGUAGUGACUGGCAAGGGUUCAAAAUACUCUACAUUUGCCUGAGCCACAUUGAAGACGAUGUCAACGCACUGGCAGCGUGGUCACUACUCGGGCCAACGAUUGAUAGAGAAGCCACUUCAGAUUGCCAGGAAAUUGGCGAAGAAACCUUUUCAGAAGCCGGAGGAAGCGAAAGUGAAGCCGCUGCUGCCGAAGAGGACGAGAGCUCCGAAAUUCUCUCGCAAACCGAUGCGGGAGACGAAGAAGAAGGUGAAGAUGGACAGUCCGCAAAUGGCAGUGAAACUUCACCAUCUCCCAGUGAAAAUGGCUACGGUGGAGGGCUGGAUGGGCACCUCUCUUUUAUUUGGGACGGGGGUUGCGGACAUGAAUGGAGCUAUGCAGAUGAUGUCUACCCUUGCAAAGACUGUAUCGAUGUCCAAUUUGAUACUGCAUGCUAUGAGAAACUGAAGGCCGGUACCUUGGGGCAGAAGGUAUGCAAUAAAAACCACGACUUUUUGCACGUUCCUAGAUGGGAUUUUGAGGAGGCGGCAAGUGUUCCUGAGAGCCACGUUCGUGUUGGAGGGGAGACCAUCACAAUCCCGGAUUGGUUGUCUACGAUUCGUAAGAAGUAUGGAUUUGACCAAUGGUUGGCGAACCACCGGCUACCUAGCUACUCUGUAGCCGACUAG
Molecule: messenger RNA, 4059 nt
Organism: Coccidioides immitis RS
Lineage: Eukaryota; Fungi; Ascomycota; Eurotiomycetes; Onygenales; Onygenaceae
Exons: 8
Coding region: 1-4059 (1352 amino acids)
Molecular function (GO): protein binding
Source: RefSeq, a predicted model, not a curated record